Messenger RNA from Lemur catta (Ring-tailed lemur), 7369 nucleotides. It is a transcript of the gene ARHGAP31, whose product is annotated as Rho GTPase activating protein 31. The record is from RefSeq and is a predicted model, not a curated record. Gene Ontology annotation, molecular function: GTPase activator activity. The coding region runs from base 143 to 4489 and encodes 1448 amino acids. Lineage: Eukaryota; Metazoa; Chordata; Mammalia; Primates; Lemuridae. Gene Ontology annotation, biological process: small GTPase-mediated signal transduction. The transcript is spliced from 12 exons.
GCCCCGCCCGAGGUCCUCCGUUCGCCGAUGCGGCCCCGCAGAGCCGCGGGGCAGCCAGUGAUCUAAGCCGGGAGACCGUCCUACGCGCGGUGCCAUCAGAGGGGAGGGCGACACGGAGGGGCAGCCUCUUUGGGACUAACUCAUGAAGAACAAGGGUGCCAAGCAGAAGCUGAAACGAAAGGGAGCCGCCAGCGCGUUUGGCUGUGACCUGACGGAGUAUCUGGAAAGCUCGGGACAGGAUGUUCCAUAUGUAUUGAAGAGCUGUGCAGAAUUUAUAGAGACUCACGGCAUCGUGGAUGGAAUCUAUCGGCUUUCGGGAGUCACCUCAAACAUACAGCGGCUCAGGCAAGAGUUUGGCUCAGAUCAAUGUCCAGAUCUGACAAGGGAAGUGUACCUCCAGGACAUCCACUGUGUGGGCUCACUCUGCAAGCUCUACUUUAGGGAGCUGCCCAACCCCCUCCUGACUUAUGAGCUCUAUGAGAAAUUCACGGAGGCGGUGUCGCGUUGCCCGGAAGAAGGCCAGCUGGCCCGAAUCCAAAAUGUUAUUCAGGAGCUUCCCCCUUCCCAUUAUAGGACCUUGGAAUACCUGAUUCGACACCUGGCCCACAUCGCCUCCUUCAGCAGCAAGACCAACAUGCAUGCCAGGAACCUGGCCCUGGUGUGGGCACCAAACCUACUCAGGUCUAAAGAGAUCGAAGCCACUGGUUGCAACGGAGAUGCAGCCUUCCUUGCAGUCCGGGUCCAGCAGGUGGUGAUUGAGUUCAUAUUGAAUCACGUGGAUCAAAUCUUUAACAAUGGCGCACCUGGGUCUCUGGAGAACAAUGAAAACCAGCCCAUCUUGAAGAGCCUGACCUUGCCAGCCCUCUCCCUGCCCAUGAAGCUGGUGAGCCUGGAGGAAGCUCAGGCCCGCAGCCUGGCUACAAACCACCCCGCUCGGAAGGAAAGGAGGGAGAACAGCCUGCCCGAGAUUGUCCCUCCCAUGGGCACCCUCUUCCACACCGUCCUUGAGUUGCCAGACAACAAGAGAAAGCUUUCCAGUAAAUCGAAAAAAUGGAAAUCAAUAUUUAACCUGGGACGUUCUGGCUCAGACUCCAAAUCAAAGCUGAGCAGAAAUGGGAGUGUGUUUGUGAGGGGACAGAGGCUCUCAGUGGAAAAAGCUACUAUCCGACCAGCUAAAAGCAUGGACUCGCUGUGUUCAGUGCCUGUGGAAGGAAAAGAAACCAAAGGAAAUUUCAAUCGAACAGUCACCACUGGUGGAUUUUUCAUUCCAGCAUCAAAAAUGCACUCGACCAACACUGGUAGCUCAUGUGACCUCAGCAAGCAGGAGGGAGAAUGGGGCCAGGAGGGGAUGCCUGCGGGGGCUGAGGGUGGCUUUGACGUGAGCAGUGACCGGAGCCAACUCCAGGGCGCUCAGGCCCGGCCCCCACCUGAGCAGCUGAAGGUGUUCCGGCCCAUUGAGGAUCCUGAGAGUGAGCAAACAGCCCCAAAGAUGCUGGGCAUGUUCUACACCUCGAACGACAGCCCCAGCAAAUCCGCCUUCACCAGCAGCCUCUUCCAGAUGGAGCCCUCCCCCCGUCAUCAGCGCAAGGCACUGAACAUCUCCGAGCCCUUUGCUGUGUCUGUGCCACUCCGUGUCUCAGCUGUCAUCAGCACCAACAGCACCCCGUGCAGAACACCCCCGAAGGAGCUGCAGUCUCUUUCCAGCCUGGAAGAAUUUUCUUUCCAGGGAUCAGAGAGUGGAGGUUGGCCAGAAGAGGAGAAGCCACUGGGAGCUGAGACUUCUACAGCCUCUGUACCUAAGAAGGCAGUUCUUGAGGAUGCCAAGCCAGUACCUGAAGCAGUGGGGACAGCAGAAUACGGCAAAGGCCUUUCCCUGGAGCCAGGCACCCAGCUGGAGGAGAAAACCUCAGAAGUCUCUUUGGGCUCUCAACAUUCAAGUGAAUUAGAGAAGAUGCCAAAUCCAGAGAAGGUGGUGGAAGAAGGACGAGAAGCUGGCCGGGUGGAGUCCAGUGCUCUGCCAGAGAGCCCCAGGACCAGAGCCGAAGCUGUGUUUCUCCAUGAGAUGGAUGAAGAUGAUCUGGCCAACACCCUGAUCUGGCCCGAGAUUCAACAGGAGCUGAAAAUCAUCGAAUCUGAGGAGGAGCUUUCCUCCUUGCCACCGCCUGCUGUGACGAUGACCCCAAUUCAGCCAAUUCUUGAGUCAAGUCCUGGGGCCUUGGCUCCCCCAGAGCCUCCUGGGAGCUUGCCUUGUGGCUCCGCCCCUGCUCCAGUCCCCGCCCCUCUGGAGGAGUUUACUAGGGAUCCAACCAAUCAGAGCACAGAGAGCACUUCCAUGGCUACCAACAGAGAGAAGCUGGAGCCAAUCAGCGGCCUCCACAGAUCCGAGUUGGAGCUGGGCCUGCGCCCAGACCCCGCCCCCCUGGCUCCUCUGGAAAUAGUCCCGUUUGAGACCGUGUCUCUACAAACGAGGGUGGAGGUGGGGGCCCCGGGGAAUCUAUCUCCUCCACUCCCACCUGCUCCUCCCCCUCCAACUCCUUUGGAGGAGGCACCUCGAGUCUUGGUGUCAAAGGGUGGCCCUGAGAGGGAAGACCCAUCCAGGAAUUUGAGGACAAAUCCCCAGCUGAAGUUCAAAGACAGACCUGGGAUCCCUAGCCUGUGUCAGGGAGACGAGGCUGCUCCAAGACAAAGUGAAAAGCAAAAUUCGAAGAAUGCUGCUCGCGAGGGAAAAGGCUCUGGUUUACCAAGCCCAACAAAGGAGAUUGCGGUCUCCCCACAAGGAGAAGGGGAUGUAGCCCAUUCAGUUCAGGAGCCUUCAGACUGUGACGAAGACGACGCUGUGACAGACAUUGCCCAGCAUGGUCUGGAGAUGGUGGAGCCCUGGGAGGAGCCCCAGUGGGUGACAAGUCCCCUUCACUCCCCUACCCUGAAAGAUGGGCACGAGGCCCAGGUGCAGGGCCCCCAGGGCCACCGAUUGGAGAAGAGGCUUUCCCACAGGCCCAGCCUUCGCCAGAGCCAUUCUCUAGACAGCAAGCCCACAUUUAAGAGUCAGCGGACUCUCGAGGCUCCCUCCUCCAGCAGUUGUACUGAUCUUGAAACAGAGAGGAAUUCCAACCCUCAGCAGCCCCUGGCACCCAGGAGAGAGAUUAUUGGAUGGGAUGAGAAAGCCAUGAGGUCUUUCAGAGAGUUCUCUGGCCUGAAAGGGGAAGAGGCUCUUCCCAGCCAGAAGGGACCAGGUGGUGUGCAACCCAAGCCAGCAGAAACUAGCCCCAUCAGCCUAGCAGAGGGAAAGGAGUUGGGGACAUACCUAGGGCACAGCAACCCUCCAAUUAAGCAAGGUGGUGUUCCUGGGCUGGAGAGCAGUGAGGAGAGUUCACCGAGCAUGCAGGACAGCACCUUACCAGAUCAUCCCCCAAAGUUACAGCUGAAGAGCACUGAGUGUGGGCCCCCAAAAGCGAAAAAUAGACCUUCUUCCCUCAACCUGGACUCUGCCAUUCCCAUUACUGACCUCUUCCGGUUGGAGAAUGUGGCCUCAUUUAGUUCACCUGGAAUGCAGCAAUCUGAGCCGGAAGACCCAAAGGGCACAUGGGUGACUUCAUCUCACUGUAAAGCAGACCCCUGGAGGGUUUACUCCCAGGACCCCCAGGACCUGGACAUUGUUGCUCAUGCCCUGACAGGCCGCCGUAACUCAGCUCCUGUGAGUGUGUCAGCUGUGAGAACCUCCUUCAUGGUCAAAAUGUGCCAGGCCAGGGCAGUCCCAGUCAUCCCGCCCAAGAUUCAGUACACCCAGAUCCCACAGCCCCUGCCCUCUCAGAGCUCAGGGGAGAGUGGGGCUCAGCCUCUGGAGAGGAGCCAAGAGGAACCCAGCUCAACUAGUGGGACCUCUGAGAAAUCUGCCAAAGAUGAUUCUCCUUCCCCCCUGGAAAGCCCAAAGGGAGAGAAACCAAAGCAAAAUACAGGAGCUGUUAAGUCCUUGCCAAUGGAUGCCACUGCAUCCUGCAUGUGUGAGGGACCCACCCUUUCUCCAGAACCAGGCUUGUCUAACCUGCUCUCCUCCCAGGAUGCAACAGUGCAAUGCAGAAAGCGUACAUCAGAGACAGAGCCGUCUGGGGACAACCUUCUAUCUUCAAAAAUAGAGCGACCAUCUGGGAGUUCUAAGCCUUUCCAUAGGUCUAGGCCAGGAAGACCUCAGAGCCUAAUCUUAUUCAGUCCUCCUUUCCCCAUUAUGGACCACCUGCCCCCCUCAUCCACAGUGACGGAUUCCAAGGUCCUGCUGUCCCCUAUCAGAAGUCCCACCCAGACAAUUUCCCCUGGCCUUCUUUGUGGGGAGUUGGCAGAAAACACAUGGGUCACACCAGAAGGGGUUACACUUAGGAAUAAAAUGACUAUCCCUAAGAAUGGUCAGAGACUAGAGACCUCAACCAGCUGUUUUUACCAGCCCCAGCGGAGAUCAGUGAUUCUGGAUGGAAGAAGUGGGAGGCAAAUAGAAUGACAUCAAUUCACCUGCUGGUGUCUGAAAAAAACAGCAUGACUCAUCUGGAAGUUAUUACAGGGCCAACUUGUCAUUUUCCAGGCACGGGUUAUCAAGUUUGGGCUUAUUUUGGCCUCUGACUUCUCUUUCUUCAGCCUUUUGACCAUUUAUUAAUUUGUCCAUUUUCCAUAAGAGGGUCAAGGGAAGGAUGAGGAGAUGAAAUUUGGAUGUCUAUAUGAGCAAGUGGGAAAAGGUUAGGUAAGAGAAGAGGAUGGAAUGUGUGCUGCAGUGAAAUUUGGGGCUUGUUUGUGAGUUGCAUUGCUCCCCUAUUAUCAUUAUCUAUUACUCUUGAGAGCUGGCUGUGAUAGUGUCCUUUGAAAGAAAGAAAAAUCUCUUGCCUAUGUCAGAAAAUAUUGCUAUUGAGGUUUGAAGACCUCCUCUUUACGUCAUGCUUUUUAGUGCUCUUUAAAGCAUAUGUUCUUUUAGACCAGUUUUCUAAUAAGCUUUGUAAAAGAAGUGUACUAUCCAAAAUAGAAGCAGAUUUGGAAAUGCAAACUAACGUGCACUUAGAUAUCCAAGUAGGUGAGUUUACCCAUGCUGUUUCCCUGGAAUCCCUGCAGACCUGUCCAAGAUGACUCCAUAUACCAGCAUAGAAAAUCAAAAUCAAGUGCAAACUCUGAGACUGGCACAAUCCAAGAAGACUUUCUGGCUCUGGCUUCUAUUCAUUUUGGACUCCAACUGCCACUAUACUGAACUCUGACUUAUAAAUCCAGUAGCUGGGCAGGGUUGGGGCUGAGCUGAGGAUUACCUUAAUGAAAUUUACUAAAUCUUCAUUUCGGUAUGCAACUGAAGUGAAGGUUAUCUGCUUUCUUUACAAUAUCAAAGUCCAAGAACACAAAGUCAUCAUAGAGAAAAGCCUCAUGAAAAGGCAGAACUGUGCUCCAAACUUACUGUGUUUAAAUUGAUGAGGCAUAAGCAGAAAACACUUCUAGCUCAGCUUCACUCUUCUUGCACACCAGGCUGGGCCCAGUAGUACAGGAGAGGAAGAAGGGAGGCAACCUAGGAGGGGAGGGAAGAGCCCUAGCAGAGUGGCCCUCACUGCCACUCACUGAGAGCUGCCCUUCUUGAAAAUGUAUUUCAUUUUAGCCAGUUGGUCCCUUCCUUUCUUCCCUCUCCCUUGCAUAGUUCCCUCACCCACCAGUCACUCCAGGCAUUCAAACUUGCUCUUCUCCUCUGUCUAUAUAUUAACACAAACAGAAGCAAUAAACCAAUCUUAUUUUGUUUCAGUUAUUUAGAACUUUUCAAUGGUUCUUUCCUUUCAGCUGGAGAGGAGGAAGGAGAACUAAUAUACCUGCUGGCAGAUUGUUGGUGCUCCCCAAAAAGGGGUUUCACAGGGCACCUCUUCUCAGGUUCAAGCCUGGCUGAACUCUGUCCGGAAGCUCAGUCAUUGCAGAAAUAGCAGUACCUCUGGGCAGACCUCGCAACUGAGGCUCGUGCUGGGCUGGGUCAGGGCUGAGCUGUACUUACCUCCUCCAAUAAGAAAUUGGGAGCUGAUGCCCUGCAACAGAUAUAUAUUCCUUCCUCUCUCUCUCUCUCCCCCCAUCCUCCCCUCCCUCCCUGAUAAGGCUUACGAAUAGUUUUGAAAUCUCGUACCUUUUAAAGCCAGUGUCUAUGGCAAGGGUGGCUGGUGAGUCAGCUGAUGAGUUCUGCCUUCAGAGAACACCGAGUGAGCAAGGGGAGCAAUUAGUAGGCCUUUGGUCAGUGUGUUUGGACUCACUGGGUGAGCAAGACAUUGGGCCAACAGCCAAUGAGAUGUCGACCCAUAAGAAAAGUCCUAAAAUAUAGCAUUUUCCCCCUAGGCAAGCAAGGUGAAGAAAUAUAGUGGUGGCGGAUGAGAAAGGCCAUGUUCAAGAGAUUUGAAAAGUACAUUCCUGCCUUAUCAGAAAAUGUGGCAGAUAGCCUUUUAUGUCAGUCUCAGUGCACUUGUGGUGUCUACGCUUUGGUAAGGACCACAUUCCGGUUAAAAUGUGAGGGAGGGAAAGAACCGCACUUUGCUUCACUGUCCGAACUCUGAGCCAAAUAAUGAAAUAUUUAAACUAUAUUAUGAUUAUUUUAAAGUUUUCUUUGUAACAGUUAUAUAUUUGUAUUUGGGGAUAGACUGAGAAGCCACCAUUACACGCUAACAAGUGACUUCAGUUCUAAGGGUUGAGGAGCCCAUGUAGAUUGAUGAAAUGGCUGCCAUGUCCCUUUAGACUCUGACCCUUUCGUUUACAGCAUCACCUUCAGGAGCAUGAGUAUGUGGCUGUCGGCAGGAGACACACAGGAGGCUGUCUGGAGAUAUUCCCCACUCUGGGCUUUCCCAGCCGGUCAGUUCCAGAAGGCCUGAGACGCUGACUCCUCUUCUCAGUCAGUGUCGUGCUGCUCCAGCGUGGCCCUCUCCUUCGACUAUCUCCCAGCCUGUCAGCCACCACAAACAUGAUUAUAUCCUGUGGUCUGGGCUAGCCAGGAAUUUCACUGAUGAAAUUCCACUCUAAGGCAAAGAAAGCUCAUAUAUUCUCCCCAAAUUGUUACCCAAAAUGCCGUGGGAUUACCUAUUUGGUCACCCACUUGGGGCGCUGAAAAAUGAACCCCCUGAGAAUUGCUGGAUGGGAAUCAGAGUGCCUGCUUCCAUCCAGGGGAGGGGCAGAACAGGAGCUGCUGUCUGAGUCCCUAGAAAGGAAUGUAGAAUCAAACUCUCAAAGGGCUCCUUCAAAUCAACUAUCAGUCCUCAAAAUGGGGGCGGCUGACUUUAAAUGUUGAAUUUGAAGUGCAUGUCGAAUGGGUACAUGCAUGUACCAAUGUUUUCUUUCAUUCAGCAUUAAUGAUUGCUUAAGAAAAUAAUAACCUAUAUUUAUUGCAAAA